Molecule: messenger RNA, 972 nt
Organism: Dermatophagoides pteronyssinus (European house dust mite)
Lineage: Eukaryota; Metazoa; Arthropoda; Arachnida; Sarcoptiformes; Pyroglyphidae
Product: RNA-binding protein MEX3B-like
Molecular function (GO): RNA binding
Source: RefSeq, a predicted model, not a curated record
UCUUUUUCAUUUGUUUAUUUCACUUACUUAUCAUCAUCUUCUUCGUUUUCCUUAUUGAUUGAUUGAUUGAUUGGAUUAUCGACAAAACUAAUGGAUUUUCGAAAUAUAUGGGCCGAUAAUGCAUCCGAUACAUUAUCGAUAACAUCCGAAUUAACAACAUCAUCAUUAUCAUUAUUUUCAUCAAAUUAUCAUCAUUAUCAAUAUAAUAAUGAUGAUUUUAAUAAUUUUGAAAUCAACAGUUUUGGUCGUACAACAACACCAACAACAACUGAAUCAGCAUUAUCAUCAUCACCACCAUUGACUGAAUUAAAUUCCGAUACACAAUCAUUAUGUUCAAACUCUAAUCGUUACGAUGGUGAUGGACGGCAUCCAUCUACAUCCACAUCAACAUCAACAGCACCAACAACAUCGGAUAGACGACAAAAAAUCUAUUGUGAAACAGUAUCGGUUGCCAAUUCUGGUCAUGUUGCACAAAUUGUUGGCAAAAAUGGUUGUAAAAUUAAACAUUUACGUGCUAAAUAUGGUACCUAUAUACAUACACCGGCUGCAAAUGAAGAACCAGUAUUUAUUAUUCGUGGACCAAAAGAUAAAGUAAUGGCCGUAAAACAGGAAAUAAUUCGUGCCGAUAAUCAUUUUGCCGAAAUAAAACAGGCAAGAAAUGUAAAAAUAAUGCAAAAAAUUGAUUCAAAUGAUGCAGCAUCUAUUCGCUUGUUUAUACCGGAUAAAUAUAUUGGCCUUGUUGUUGGUCGUAAUGGUUGGUUUGUAAAAGAUUUACAAUCAACAUAUAAUAUUUAUAUUGAAACACCAAAAUUUGAUUUGUGUAAUUAUUUUCAAUUAUAUGGUUCACGUGUACAUUGUAAUAUGGUUAUACAUUCUAUUUAUGAUUGUCUUUGUACAAAAACUGGUAUUAAUUUUUCGAAAAAAAUCGAUUCAAAUGAUAUUUAUUUUGAUGAAUGAACAUCAUCUGUAUGU